AGGACAGCGGCUCUAUAAGAAGCUCCUCGUGUCUCAGUCUGGAUCAGUUGGACAUGUCUCUGUGUCGGUUCUGGUCUCAUGUGAUCCUCAGCUGGUCUGUCAGCGUCCAGCAGCAGCCAUGAGAGCCGGGGUCCCGGUGCUGUCUGCAGGCAGCAGGAUGAAGAAGAGGAGGAGGAAGAGCCCGGUGGUCCCGGUGCUGCUGCUGCCGGACCUGGAGCUCUGGUUCCGGCUGCUGGACCGGCUGGUUCCGGGUCUGCAGCCCGGAACCAGCCGGUCCAGCAGCAGGGUGGAGAUCCUGCAGCGCGUCAUCGACUACAUCCUGCAGCUGCAGACCGAGCUGCAGGAACCGACCUGCACAGCUGCUAGCUUUUCUCUCGCAGGUGUUAGAAACGAGGCUGAUCGGACGCCACCAGAGUUCAUCUGCAGGAAGCUUUUAUUUUGGCAGCUCGGAGGACUCGGCAGGUCAUCGACUUCUUCACCUGAUUUCACGGUCUGACUCCGUUUAACCAGCGACGACGAGCGUCAAUGAAGUCAAACUGAGACUCCUUUGACAUUUCUGUCUAAUCUAGACGUCUUUAUUUCGUCCUGAUGAGACUGAAACCAGCAUGUUGGGAUGACGUUGGAUGCUUCUUCAUGUCCGGUCUGAUCUGAUGACGGAGGAUCGUCACACGCCGACGUCUCACGUUGUGUUUUAAAUUCACUGAAGACUCAUCGGCUGCGUUUCAACCGGCUACUGAAACCCACAUUUUUGAUACCAAGUCUGGUUUGAAAUCAGUUU
This is a messenger RNA of Sebastes umbrosus (honeycomb rockfish), 778 nucleotides long. RefSeq names its product DNA-binding protein inhibitor ID-3-like. The transcript has 2 exons. The record is from RefSeq and is a predicted model, not a curated record. Gene Ontology annotation, molecular function: protein dimerization activity; transcription regulator activity. Bases 119 to 496 code for a protein of 125 amino acids. NCBI's taxonomy places the organism in Eukaryota, Metazoa, Chordata, Actinopteri, Perciformes, Sebastidae. Gene Ontology annotation, biological process: cell differentiation; negative regulation of transcription by RNA polymerase II; circadian regulation of gene expression. Gene Ontology annotation, cellular component: cytoplasm; nucleus.